Molecule: messenger RNA, 3898 nt
Organism: Delphinapterus leucas (beluga whale)
Lineage: Eukaryota; Metazoa; Chordata; Mammalia; Artiodactyla; Monodontidae
Gene: NAPB
Product: NSF attachment protein beta
Biological process (GO): synaptic transmission, glutamatergic; intracellular protein transport; regulation of synaptic vesicle priming
Cellular component (GO): synaptobrevin 2-SNAP-25-syntaxin-1a complex; vacuolar membrane; terminal bouton
Molecular function (GO): syntaxin binding; soluble NSF attachment protein activity
Source: RefSeq, a predicted model, not a curated record
GACAGGUUGCACGCUGCGCCUCCGCGCCCCGCAGCUGCGAGAGGACGGCCCGGGCGCGGCCUGGACUGCAACUCCCGACAGGCUGCGCGGCCCGCUGCUGCGGGAGGCGCGGGAGGCGCGGGAGGCGCGUCAGACUCGUAGAGAAGGUUGUGGCGGCGGUCUCGGCUGGCGACAUGGACAACGCGGGGAAGGAGCGAGAGGCGGUGCAACUGAUGGCGGAGGCCGAGAAGCGAGUCAAGGCCUCCCACUCCUUCCUCCGAGGGCUCUUUGGAGGAAACACAAGAAUAGAAGAAGCUUGUGAAAUGUAUACCAGAGCUGCAAAUAUGUUCAAGAUGGCUAAGAAUUGGAGUGCUGCAGGAAAUGCGUUUUGUCAGGCAGCCAAGCUCCAUAUGCAGCUGCAGAGCAAACACGACUCCGCCACCAGCUUUGUGGAUGCUGGGAACGCCUACAAGAAGGCAGACCCCCAAGAGGCUAUCAACUGCUUAAAUGCAGCCAUCGACAUUUACACAGACAUGGGAAGGUUCACGAUCGCGGCCAAGCACCACAUCACCAUCGCGGAGAUCUACGAGACGGAGCUGGUGGACAUCGAGAAGGCUGUCGCCCAUUAUGGACAGUCAGCUGAUUAUUACAAAGGGGAAGAAUCCAACAGCUCGGCUAACAAAUGUCUGCUGAAAGUGGCCGCGUACGCCGCCCAGCUGGAGCAGUACCAGAAGGCCAUCGAGAUCUUCGAGCAGAUUGGGGCCAACACCAUGGAUAACCCUUUGUUGAAGUACAGUGCAAAGGAUUACUUCUUCAAAGCUGCCCUCUGUCACUUCAUAGUGGAUGAGCUGAAUGCCAAGCUUGCUCUGGAGAAAUACGAGGAAAUGUUUCCGGCGUUCACUGAUUCGAGAGAAUGCAAGUUAUUGAAAAAACUUCUAGAAGCUCAUGAAGAGCAGAACAGCGAAGCUUACACGGAAGCAGUGAAGGAAUUUGACUCGAUAUCCCGCCUGGACCAGUGGCUCACCACCAUGCUGCUGCGUAUCAAGAAGUCCAUCCAGGGGGACGGGGAAGGCGAUGGAGACCUCAAGUGAAGCGCUGUGUCUCUGUGGCAUGCCGCUGAGUCCUCUUUAGUUUCGUGUUAGGGCCAGUGAUCCUUAUGGGAUGCCCAUUCAAUGGCUUCAUUGUGUUGCACACGAGCCUGAUGAUGUGUGUGUGUUUAAGCCGCCAUGUGUGUCACCGUGCAGCGGAUGGGUGGGCGGCUCCUGUGUGUAUUGCGAGUGUGACAGGCUGUUUCCCGCUUGUCAGUCCCCAGAGUUUUCCGAGAACUGCUUCCGAAUCUUACUCCUGUUCUUUUGAUACGUGCAGAGCUCCUGUUUAAUUUUGCCACAUAUUUUUAUGUCCUUUGUCCUGGACUUGAGUACCCAACCCAGUUCUAAUAGAUGCUUUGCAUGUUCUCCGUGAACUUGCACCUGGAUGGGUUCUCUGAACGUGUGUGUUUAGUGUAGGAUCGUUGUUAGGAGCGCGUUUAUGACUUUCCUCGUGAGAAAUUAUUUAUCCUCUUUGUUGUCUUGUGAUUCUUUUGAUGGUGCUAGUGACCAGUUUCUUUGCUUUUUAUAUCGUUCUGUAGGUAAUGUGCAUGUGAGAAUUCAGAUCAGCCGGGCCUGCCAGCCGCUUACGGUGGGAAAAGAGGGAGCUUCCUGGCACUGCCUGGCUAUGUGUGUGGAUGCGUGUGGAGGUGGGCCUGAUCUUACAUACAAGUGCACACACAUGUAAGAUCUGGCAGACUUGGGCGUUUUCCUUGCCUGGAGGUGGUGUCCACUUCUAGUUGGGGUGGGACCCUUGCUUCAUCUUAUAGGAAGGUGUUUGAACUGGCACAUCCCUCUACUUCUGUGUUCACACACUUUUCCACGCUGAGAGGGCACCUCGUGUGCCCUCUCACAUACAUGCUCACCAGGGCUGGGAGGUUAUCUCGGUCGAAGCUUGUGUGUCAUUAAUUUUAAUUUUUAAUUGUGUGUCAUGUUCAUUUUAUCCAUUAAUUGGAUGUGAUGGGCUUGGUAGGCUGAGUACGGUACAGAGGUUUGCUGUGCUGAGUCAGGAAAAGAGCCCCAGCUAGCUUCUGAGGGGACCUGCGCUUAGCCAAUGGAGUUGUUUUAGCUUGUGUGUUUGAAUUCUGUCCUAUUAUUUUGGCUUAUAUAUGUGCUCUGUUGACCUGUGAACUUGAUCUCUGCGCGUUAUGUUAUGUGCUGACAUCGUACUUUAGACGUGGUCUUGUUUCCUGAAUCUCCUGUGUCCAUAUUUUUAGGCAUAAAUGAUUUAUGUUUGAUGUGUGUUAAUUGCCAGGUAAUGACAGUGUUGACAGAUAAGUGGAAUUUCCUGUGCCCUGUCAACGUUAGCUGGUAUUUGAAUGGUGUUUGCAUUUUUGGAUGGUCCUCGACUGGGAUUGGUAGCUGCUGUUGGGCAGAAAUAGAGGGUGUGCCCAGGCUGAGGGCUGAGCGGGGAGGAAGGCUUGGGGAUGGGGAACAGGUCCGUCUGGGAUGAAGCAGAAAGUGGCAGGAAAGGAGGCUAAGAAGGGCCAGCUGGGACCCGGUCAUGGAGCAAGCCCUGUGGGCAGCCGUGAGGAUUCGGUGGCCGUAGUUGCGGGGUCACUUGUGCAGGCUGGGCUGGGGGAGAGGCAGGGCAGUGAUGUCACAGUGUUGGCUGAGGGCAGCAGGAACGGACCAGGAGACGCAGGCGCUCUGACCUGGGCCCUGGCAUCCGAUGAGGACUCCUUCCUUCCUUCAGAGGUCUGGGAUUCUUAAAAGAAAGCUGGCUGUCAGUUACGGUACAUUUGGGGAUGGAGCCGCUUGGUACUUCUUCGCUUCCUGUUGGAACUAUGAAAAAACGCUUAGAGAGAAAAGUGGGGUUUUGUUGCUCUACCUAAUCCAGUGCCAACCGGCCAGAAGCACUUGGGUGAGAUGAGUGUGGGGCCUGUGUCCUCCGGCUGCAGAUCUGUCCCACCUGAGGGGCUGUAACCCUCGCCGCCAGCGUGUGCGCUCUGUCGUUAGUCUGGAAGGUUUGUUCCCACUUGUUAAAGGAACCUGGUCUGACCAUGUAAAGUAAAAAGCAAAUGAUGUCUUUUAAGGCCAUUUAUUAGCUUUUCAUCCUGCACCCCUGAUAGAAGACCUGUGGUUUUGAGAAAUAGUAUUGGCAGCGUUUUGUCACAUCAGUUAGAGUUGCUUGUGUUGAAAUGAACACUGGGAUCAGUGCCUGGGUUAAGAUGUUUUUGUUUUUAAUAUUUCACGUGAAAAAGAGUAAAAUAUAAUUGUAAUGGCUAGAGCAGACCUGCCAGAACGUAACAGGAAAAUGAGCAGAAAAAAGUCCCAUUAACAGUAUCCAGACUUUCUCCCUUGAAGUGUUCCAUCAAAGUGGGCAGUGCUGUGACUCAGAGCCCGGGUCAGGUUUCCAGGACUUAUAGAUCGUUAUUUAUGAACAAAGUAUAAUGACUAUUUAUGUUACAGUCCUUGUGUUUUAGCAGAUCGUGUUUAGUUCAUUGUCAGAAUGAGUUAACAUUUCUUACAGGAAAGCUUUGCUUUUUGUGGCAACGUUUUUAUAGCUCAUGUGAAUUCCUUUUUUAUUUAAUGAUUUGAAAACAGUGUUCUUGCAGUCGUGACCAUGUGUGAUGAUGUCCCUGUAAACCUUUAUUGUUUCCUCUGAUACUGUGCAUUUAAGAUGCCCAGAGGCAACCCCCGUGGCUUUCUCAGAGCCUGUGGCACGCAGCCUGCCUCCCGGGGCCCCAGCCUGGCACGGCCUCUCCUCCCCCGCGCUGUCGGGGAGGUUGUAUUAUGAGAACUCAUCCUGUGAUGAUAAAUCCACCUUCGCAAAGAGCCUGUGUGUUUCACGUGAACCUGUACAGUAAAUAAAGUCGAAGUUGUGAACGGUA